AUGAGCAAUACUGCUGUUUCUGACGUCGACCCCGUCGUAGCCAAAUUUCUGAUCGAGAGCAGGAUUUACUUCACGUACUUCCAAAUUGCAACUGUGGCACUUUUGUGCUAUGAUGUCGCUACUACGUUGGACAGGGAGAUCAAAUACUUUUGGUCCAGGCCACGAAGGCAUAUAACUUGGGUUUACUUAGCCGUACGCAUCUCAGCAAUCCAAUGGAAUGCAAUCCGUUAA
Messenger RNA from Fomitiporia mediterranea MF3/22, 231 nucleotides. RefSeq lists its product as uncharacterized. The transcript is spliced from 4 exons. Lineage: Eukaryota; Fungi; Basidiomycota; Agaricomycetes; Hymenochaetales; Hymenochaetaceae. Bases 1 to 231 code for a protein of 76 amino acids. The record is from RefSeq and is a predicted model, not a curated record.